AUGUUCUCAUUCAUCGCUGCGCUAGCCGCAACCCUCCUCCUCCUCCUCCUCCUCCUCCCACCCAGCAGCCUUGCUCAGCAGAACGGCCAGCAAUACACCGUGUGGUCCAGCGUCGUCUUCCAGCGAACCGGCGAACGAACUCCCGAAAUCAUCGGAAAUCUCCCCACCACGCUCACCUCCGUCGGUGCCAACCAAGCCUAUGCCUCUGGCCAGUUCUUCCGCAACCGCUACAUCGAAUCCGCGUUCAAUGCAUCGUUGCUCGGCAACGGCGAUGGACUCGGUGGGUAUGGAGCCCCCUUGGUCGGUCUGAAUGCGGACGUCUACAGCAAUCUGGAAGUCUCUGCGCUGGCGCUAGAUCAGCAGUGGAACUUCGCGACCGCGCAGGCUUUCCUCCAAGGAUUGUACCCGCCCUUCUCGCCUGGUGGGAAUAGCAGUACGAGAGCGGUGUUGGAUCCGACGAGUUUGUUGGCCAAUUCCACGUUCGUGAGUUUUCCCUCUCCCUCUCUCUUUCGAGCCCGGGCAAGGCGCAUUAGUAGAGGAAAUUCGAGAGCUAACGACAGGCGUCAUGUUUGUUCCAUCUAGAUCGACGCGCCGCUCUCCGGCUACCAAUACGCUCAAAUCCACACGGCCGGAGGCCUGGAUCCCAACUUCAUCUACCUCUCCGGAAACCUCGAUUGCCCCGCCUUCGACCUCGCCGCGGCACAGUAUCGAGACUCGCAACAAUUCAGCGUAACGUGGAAGCAGUUUGACGGGAUCUACGAUACCAUCGGGCCGGCCGUGUUCAGCGGCAUCCUCGGGCCUCAGGCGUGGGACUACACCAACGCCUACGCCAUCUACGACUGGCUGCAAUACGAAUACGCGCACAACAGCACCGUGCAAGCGGCCAUGGACCGCUACCGAGACGUCGCGACGAACACGUCCUACAUGCGCCUCCUGCAAACCCUCGCCAACGAGCAGCAGUACGCCCAACUCGGCAAUCUCAGCGCCGUCAAUCCGCUCAACGGCCACGACGCCCUCCCCGGCGCCGCGCUGGGCUCCAUCUCCACCAUCGCGGGCAACCUGCUCGUCGCCCGCGUUCUGGAGGCUUUCACCAACGCCCUCCUCGCCCGCGGCGCGCGGGACAAACUCACGCUGCUGUUUGCCGAUUUCGCGCCCCUCGUGUCCCUCUUCGCCCUCGUCGGCCUGCCGGCGCAGGAUGCGAAUUUCUACGGCUUGCCGGACUUCGCCUCGGCUGCUGUUUUUGAGUUGUGGUCCUACACCAAUUCUUCCUCCUCCAACACCUCCUCCGCCGCCGCCGCCGUACCGAAUUUCCCCCCUUCGACGAGGGAUCUCUGGGUGAGGUUUUACUUCGUCAACGGCACUGCCGGGGAAGGGCAAGGAGAAGAUGGGAAUGGCAAUAUGAAGAUGAGGAGCUACCCGCUCUUCAACCGCGGCCCGGACGCCACGGACAUGCCAUGGCGCGACUUCCGCUACGCGAUGGAGAAUUUGCAAAUGGCAGACGAUGGCAUGGCGGCUUGGUGUCGGGAGUGCCAUGCUACGAAUCUCUUCUGUUCGGCUUUCAACGCGACGCUGGCGAGGGUCUGGAAUGACAGUGACGGUGACGAUGAUGGAAGCUCUGGAAUCAUCACAAAAAAGGAUCCGGUCACGCCUGUCGUGGCGGGCGUGAUUGGCGCUGUGGUCUCCCUUGCGCUUGCCGGGUUGAUUGUCGGUGUGGUCGGGGUUUGGUUGGGCGGGUGGAGGGUUCAUCGUAGGAAGCAGAGGCCGAAGAAUUGGAAGGGGGGGAGCGGGAGCGGUGACUUCGGCGGUGGGUUCAAAGGCGGGCGCAAGAUGCGAAGUGAUGUGGAUCUGGCUCUGCCGCCGAAAGGUGGCGCGAGUGUGACGCAGGAGGAGAGGGUGGGGAGUUGGGAAUUGAAACCUGCGGGGGAUGGGGAUGGGAAGAAGGAGGAGGAGGAUGGUGGUGGUGCUGGUGGGGAGAGGAGUAUGAGGCCUAGCAUGGAACAACAACAACAACAACAACAACAGCAGGAGGGGCAUGAGCAGGAUGUUUUUGGACUGAAGGCUGUGCAGCCUCAUGAGAGGGUUUGA
Lecanosticta acicola is the source of this 2085-nucleotide messenger RNA. Lineage: Eukaryota; Fungi; Ascomycota; Dothideomycetes; Mycosphaerellales; Mycosphaerellaceae. The record is from the annotation of a GenBank genome assembly.